Xiphias gladius (swordfish) is the source of this 5523-nucleotide messenger RNA. RefSeq names its product ribosomal protein S6 kinase, polypeptide 4 (gene rps6ka4). Gene Ontology annotation, molecular function: protein serine/threonine kinase activity; ATP binding; magnesium ion binding. NCBI's taxonomy places the organism in Eukaryota, Metazoa, Chordata, Actinopteri, Istiophoriformes, Xiphiidae. The transcript has 18 exons. The coding region runs from base 910 to 3264 and encodes 784 amino acids. The record is from RefSeq and is a predicted model, not a curated record. Gene Ontology annotation, biological process: protein phosphorylation; regulation of DNA-templated transcription; intracellular signal transduction.
GUUGUGUCGAAAGCAUCCUGGAAUUAGCAGCUAGCUAUCCUCUGACAAUAAAUACAAUGUGAGGUGCAAAUAUCUUCAUCAUGGGCGAAUCAUUAUCUCGAAUCUAGUGGAGACAAAGAAGAUAAGGAACUACAUAAACUGGCAUUUUCCAACAUGGUCUGAUAGGUGGUAUCUGAAGAGGCCAGUUGACAUAGCGAACUAAACAUUAGCCUUAGCGAACGUUCAAACUUUGACGAGCAACAGCAGCAAUUCGCUAGCUAGCUGCUAGUUUGUAAAUGUACUGCUACCACACCAGCUAGCUAUGUAACGUCCUCUUAUUGUAGCAGUUAUGCUAACUACCUAGCGAUGCAGCUGUUUACACAAUGACCAACAACAUGUUAUUUUGACCAGUCAUUCAUUUAAAACUAGCGUUAACGUUAUUACCAAGUAACGUCAGCCAACUUAUGAAUAAUGACUAACGCUACUGUUAAGCAGCUAAUGCUAACGCUAGCCACUUAAACUGUGCAAAUUAUAUUGAGACUGUAACUAACCUACACAGUUAAUCAAAAUCAGUUUUGAUGAUCUUUCUAUGAGCCGAGAGAGUAAUAAAGCGACCAUCUAGUAAACAUCUGGAAUCUGAAUAGCUACACGUCUGUGUUUUUUGAUUGAUUUCGGCCAGUCACAUGAGAUAAAUAAUGCGAAACACCAGGAUGUCAAAGGCGUCGAGAUUACCGUUAGGGCAGCAGUAUUGUCUGGAACGCACAGCUGUCCGCUCAUUCAUAUAAUCCUUAUAUUUUUCACAAUGCAGCCACAAUAUAUUUUUUAAAUUGUCGAGCGUGUGGUGCUACAUUUCGUACAUACGAAAACAUUUGGCUACCCAGUUGGUCUCAAAGCAGUCCGUGUAGGCUGUAGUCUACUUUUCUUUGAGUUAUGCCUGGGGACGCAUCUGGUAGUAGUGAUGACUCCGAUGCAAAAACAAAUGAAAAGGCCUGUACCGUCAAGCAUCAAAUCACCAAUGCUAACCUCACAGGUCACACUGAGAGGGUCGGCAUGGAGAACUUUGAGCUGCUCAAAGUCUUGGGCACCGGAGCUUAUGGGAAAGUGUUUUUGGUCAGGAAGAACAGCGGCCACGAUGCAGGCCAGCUAUAUGCUAUGAAGGUGUUAAAGAAAGCAGCUAUUGUGCAAAAGGCAAAGACAACAGAACAUACCCGCACUGAGAGGCAGGUGCUCGAGCACAUCCGCCAGUCUCCCUUCCUGGUCACGCUCCACUAUGCCUUUCAGACGCAGAGCAAACUACAUCUCAUCCUGGACUAUGUGAGUGGCGGGGAGAUGUUCACUCAUUUGUACCAGCGGGAUCACUUUCCUGAGGAGGCGGUGCGGAUUUAUAUCGGGGAAAUAAUCCUGGCUCUGGAGCACCUGCACAAGCUUGGGAUUGUGUAUCGAGACAUCAAAUUGGAAAACAUUCUUUUAGACAGUGAAGGCCAUGUGGUAUUGACAGAUUUUGGGCUUAGCAAAGAGUUUCUGGAAGAAGAGAAGGAAAGGACUUACUCUUUCUGUGGCACCAUUGAGUAUAUGGCGCCUGAAAUCAUCAGGGGGAAGGCGGGGCAUGGCAAGUCAGUAGACUGGUGGAGCCUUGGGAUCCUGAUGUUUGAGCUCCUGACAGGAGCAUCCCCUUUUACCUUGGAGGGAGAAAGGAACUCCCAGAGUGAGGUGUCAAAGCGUAUUUUGCGCUGUGAUCCACCGUUCCCCUCUAUGAUUGGACCAACUGCUCAGGACCUGCUGAAGAAGUUGUUGGUGAAAGAUCCCCACAAGAGACUGGGCUCUGGACCACGAGGCGCUGAAGACAUCAAAGCACAUUCCUUCUUCAAGGGACUGAACUGGGCUGACUUAGCACAGAAGAAAGUGCCAAGUCCAUUCAAACCAGAGCUGAAGAGUGAACUGGACGUGGGAAAUUUUGCUGAGGAGUUUACUGGGAUGGAUCCUGUCUACUCUCCGGCGAGCACGCCUCCAAGCACGGACCGCCUGUUCCAGGGUUACUCCUUUAUUGCACCCUCCAUCCUGUUCAAUAAGAACGCAGUCAUGGGAGACUUUGCAGAAACCCAGAUUGGUGCUGAUCGACCAGGUUCAGCCUCUGUCCAACGCAGCGCAAUGUUAGAGGAAUCACAGUUUUUUCAGCACUAUGAGCUGUGUCUUCACGGGCCACCCUUAGGUGAGGGUAGUUUCUCUGUGUGCAGGAAAUGCAGACACAAGCAAAGUGGCCAUGAGUAUGCGGUCAAGAUCGUGAGCCGCAGAAUGGAGGCAAACACUCAGAGGGAGAUUGCUGCUUUAAGGCAAUGUGAGACUCACCCCAACAUUGUCAAGCUGCAUGAAGUCUAUACUGAUCAGUACCACACGUAUUUAGUGAUGGAGCUUCUGCGAGGUGGGGAGUUGCUGGAAAGGAUCAAGAGGAAGAAACUUUUUGGCGAGGCGGAGGCCAGUCAGCUGUUACAGAGUCUGGUCUCAGCUGUCAGCUUCAUGCACGAAGCUGGAGUCGUGCACAGAGACCUCAAACCAGAGAACGUGCUGUUUGCAGAUGAGGGGGCGGACUCUGUGCUUAAAGUAAUAGAUUUUGGAUUUGCCCGCCUGUGCCCUGCAGGCAGCGCCCCCCUGCAGACUCCCUGCUUCACGCUGCAGUACGCUGCACCGGAACUUUUUGAGAGUGCAGGAUACGACAAGGCCUGUGACCUCUGGAGUCUUGGGGUCAUCCUGUACACCAUGCUGUCAGGCCAGGUGCCAUUUCAGAGUGAGCAACGUGGGAUGACCUCAUCAUACGCUGCUGACAUCAUGCAAAAGAUAAAAGAGGGUGAUUUCUCAUUGGAUGGGGAGGCCUGGAAGGGUGUAUCAGAGGAUGCCAAAGAGCUUGUUAAAGGUCUACUGACAGUGGAUCCAGAGAGGCGUCUCAAACUCUCUGAUCUGAAAGAGAACAGCUGGCUGCAGGGUGGAGCGUCCAUGUCCACCACUCCCUUGUGCACUCCAGAUGUGCUAGAGUCCAGUGGCCCUACAGUUCGCACCUAUGUCAAUGCCACCUAUAAGGCUUUCAACCGUGGAAAGAGAGAGGGCUUCUUUCUAAAAAGUGUCGACAAUGCUCCCCUUGCAAAACGACGGAAGCUGAAGAUGACAAGUACAGGUGUAGAGACCCGAUGGAGUUCAUCCUCUUCCUCCUCCUCUUCUUCCACUUCCUCCUCUGCCUCCACAACAGCAUCCAAAUCACAGCCAAAACAAACUGUGACCCCAAAGGAGAGCUAGCCUAGAUAGCAGGGGAGAGAACAGCUGGGAAAUGAAGUGGUAUGUGCUUUUACUGGCACCAUUAAGUCCUCCAGUGGUGAUAGGGUCACUCGUUUUCAGAAAACAUACCAACAAAUCAAAACACUGAUCUAGGUUAGUUUUAAGUUCUCAAUACAAAAUUCAAUUUCACCUUUUAACAGUAAAAAAUCUUCAGUCAUCAUGUCAUAUUUUCCCCAAAACCAAGCAUGUAUUUUCCUCAAGUGGAUGGAAGAGUCGAUGGAGAAAUCUGUGGGCGUUAGAUAAAUUAAUACUUAUUCAGUAUUCACUCACCGUGAUUUGGUGACAUCAUACACUAAAAGUUAAAAAUGAGACAUUUACCUAUUUUCACUGUGGGUAAGAAACAGUGCCUGGCUAUAUAGGGAUAAAGGGAAAAGGAGCCAUAAAUGAGCAGAAGCCAUAUAUACAGAAAAUCAGUGAAUAUAUUAAUUGAGCCGUUGUGAAUACACACAAAUUUGCACAUAGCAAAUAAACAGUCCUUUCAGGAAUAUGCAGACUUAAUUCUUUCUAAACUUUGCCACACGUAUGAUGAUUGGCAGGAAACUGGCAAAAGUUGGGCCACAAGUGCUGUGCCCCAUGUGGGCACUCUGUCCUCUAAAAAUAACAGUUUUGUGAAAACUGUUUCGCUUUUUUUUCAUUUGUUUAGGAUGGGCAGAAAUCUAGCUGUUUGGACUAUUUGCAGAGAAUGUAAAUGUAAAUGGUCAAAUGGUCAAAAAAAGCAAAUUUCUGGAGGGACUGUGCACAGAGGAAAAUACUUGUAGUCUAUAACCUUAGAGAUUGUGUAGGAUGAAUAAUGCUAUGGUCAAAAUCUUCUCUGUUUGGUACAGGUUUAACUGUGUGAUGAUCUGUAGUCCAAAGGGCACCAGCUUUGCAAAGCAGUUGCACCUCCAAUACACUACGAACUCCACAGAUCCCACUGAACACAAUGUGGAGUGCAUGUUUUUGAUAAAUGGCUCUGAGUAAGUGUUUUGAUAAACAAUCAGAGUUUGACUUAAAGUCGUCAUAGUACUAACCAAGUGUCCAACAGUAGCACCUGUAAAAAGAGAUGGAGACACAGAAGCGGUUAUGAUAUACAGUGUGAUUUUCUUGUCAUACUUUGCUGUAAAUUACUUGCAUUAUUGUGCUGGUCUGUAAAUGUCUAGCAUGCUAAAUCUGUUGUGAUGAUAAACUAUAAGAAUGUUUUUCUAUAUUUUGGUAUCUAGGGCUUACUAAGGAAAUGCUACCCAGAAUGUUUUUUAUGCUACAAAGUGCAGCUUGAGUGUUUGCACGCAGACUGGAGUGAAAUCCAUUUUGGUGAUUUUGAGUGUACACUGCCUUGGGCUUGUGAAUUUUAAAAAGGGUAUUACAGUUUUCUGUUGGCCCAUCAGACCAGCGCUGUAUAUGCACCUAGCACAAACACCAUCUUAUUUGAUACAGUGAAAUAUUUUUUGCCCAUCGAUUCGGCUCAGCUUGUUGCUGCAAAGGUCACCCAUUUGUCUUUUUACAGAAGUUUUAAAACAUUGUAUGGCUUGUCGCAGAAUGACACACUUAAUCAUGACUUUAAAAUGGCUCUUUUAAGACCAUCCUGCUAGGUCUGUUUUGUAAAUACUCCUUAAAUCCUUGUAAAUCCUUGAUUAAGAGCAAAAAAUGAUGUAUGUGAUGAUUUUAAAAUUCGACAACUGCUAAUGGCAUAUCAGUGUCCAGAUGUAAUUAUGUUUUUAUUGUUUCUUGUUUUUUUUACAUGUUGCACAGUCAGUUGAUCAAAUAAACACAUUUCAGCUUUAAAGGUGCUUUUACUGAUAUUUAUUACAUGUAAUUGAUUUUAAUGCUGUGGUAAUGGGAUUAUGAUCAUUUGGCUCCUGUUGUGUAUCAGCACCGUGUGUGUGUGUGUGUAUGUGUCUGUGUGAGAGCAUGAGUCGAAGUGGGAGAUUGGUUGUACUGAUAUUUCUGUACCAGAUGAAGCAUUAUUGCAAGUUACUGUAUUAUUUUCUUUUUUUGCCACCUUUGUCUGUUUAAAGUUAACUGGUUGUUUGUGUUUGAACAUUGAAUUUUUACUUAAGAAACUGCUUUUAUUGGUGUUGAAAUUAUUUUGAUGUAGUAAAUGAUAUUUUCCCUUUCUUUUGUUAAGCAUUACUAUUUUACUGAGAUGCACUGUCACUGAUGUCGUAACUGGGAAUUUAUCUUUUGCACCCAGAUUUUUUGGUUGGUGCAAAAUAAACAUUACUUUUAAAUAGAUGGCUCUGC